UUUGCCCAUCUUAAUUAUAUCAACAGUACUGUACUGACACUCUAGAAAGAUUGAUCAAACACUACCCUGUGGCUACCAUGGAUGUCAAAGCCAGUCCUAUAGAUGCUGACAGGGUGCCCUUACUCCCAUCUCCUGGUACUGGUGAGACCACUGUACAAGUUGUGAACAGAACCAAGAAAGACUCCACAAACAAAUCAUUCCUUAUUCUCCUGACGGGAAUAGCUGCUCUCGGUGGAUUCUUGUUUGGCUAUGACACGGGGGUUGUAUCUGGUGCUAUGCUCAAUAUCAAAAAGACAUUUCAUCUCUCUGCAACAUGGCAAGAAGUGAUUGUCAGUGUGACUAUUGGUGCGGCCGCAAUAGCCGCAGCCAUGGCUGGUGUACUCUGUGAUCUGAUUGGACGGAAGCCGACACUUAUUAUUGCUUCAGUGGUGUUUACCGUAGGGGCGGUUGUUAUGGGUGCUGCUGUGAAUGUGUGGAUGCUCAUGACUGGACGGAUUGUUGUGGGGUUGGGUAUCGGAGCUGCUGCUAUGGCUUCUCCCCUGUAUAUUGCCGAGUCAGCACCAUAUCACAUGCGAGGGAAGCUGGUGGUCCUCAACAACAUGUUCAUCACAGGUGGUCAGUUUGUGGCUACUGUUGUGGAUGGAGCGUUCUCCUAUCUGCCCAUCAAUGUAGGGUGGAGGUUCAUGUUGGGUUUGGCUAGUGUGCCCUCACUCCUCAUGCUAGUGGGUAUGCUUUUCAUGCCUGAGAGUCCUCGUUGGCUGGUCUUCCAUGGAAGGGAGGAUAAGGCAAAGAAAGCUCUAGCUAAAGUGAGGCCAGCUUCCUCUGUUGAGACUGAACUGGAGUCCAUCAAAGAGGACUUUGAAAAACAAAAGAAACUUAAGCUUGGCUUUGUGCAAAUGAUUAAGAGAUUACUGACCACUAGGACUGUGCUCAUUGCUCUGCUGGUGGGCUGUGGGCUGCAGCUGUUCCAGCAGUUUGGAGGAAUCAACACUGUUAUGUACUACAGUGCGUCUAUAUUUGAGAUGGCUGGAUUCUCCGAUCGAAAUGCCAUUUGGCUAGCUACUGUACCAGGAUUUGCAAACUUUAUUUUCACCGGUGUGGGACUAUUACUAGUCGAUCGAUUGGGACGAAGAAAGCUCCUAAUUGGCAGUAUUACUGGAACCAUUAUUGGGUUUGGCCUUCUCGCUGGAACGUUUGUACUAAUGGACCACUACAGCCCUUCAUCGACUCCAUUCGAUAGAGUUAAUGGAACCUGCCAGUACUAUUCUUGUGGUGCGUGUGUUGGAAACUCACAAUGUGGUUUUUGUGUGGAUUUUGACCCUGAUUCUCAAGAGUAUUUCAACGGUACAUGCAGUGUGGGCGUAUUAUCAGACGAUGGACAUACGUACAGCAAGUACCAGCCACUAGCCUCCAACACAUCCUGUGCCUUGCCUGGUGAGAACUGGACCUCUUCUUCCUUCGAUGAUGAGUUUGUAUCUACACACAAUAAGAGUAUCUUUCAAAGAUGGUGGGAUUUUAACACUUGUCCAAACAAUCUACUGUCUCCACUGGCAAUAAUUGCUCUGAUAGUGUACAUUGGUUCCUUUGCAUCUGGUGCAGGCCCUCUCCCUUGGACAGUCAAUUCUGAGAUCUAUCCAACGUGGGCACGCAGUACUUGUAUUGGCAUAGCAACUACCGUCAACUGGAGUUCCAAUCUUCUCAUUUCAAUGACUUUCCUCACAAUGGCGGAUUCUUUGGGACAGCCCAUUACGUUUGGUGUGUACGCCGUGCUCAGUAUGAUGGGACUCUUGUUCGUGAUUCUCCUCCUUCCAGAGACUCGAGGGAGAAAGCUUGAAGACAUCGAGGAGUUGUUUAGAAUGCCUUAUUUCCUAAACUGGUGUCGUAGGAAGAAACAAAAAUAACAUUCUUCAUUCUUUGUAAUUUGUGUGUCCAUAUACAAAUGUAAAUGAUUAUAAACUAUGGUUUUUCCUAAGGAUGA
This is a messenger RNA of Halichondria panicea, 1978 nucleotides long. RefSeq lists its product as uncharacterized. The record is from RefSeq and is a predicted model, not a curated record. Gene Ontology annotation, molecular function: myo-inositol:proton symporter activity. Lineage: Eukaryota; Metazoa; Porifera; Demospongiae; Suberitida; Halichondriidae. The coding region runs from base 78 to 1901 and encodes 607 amino acids. Gene Ontology annotation, biological process: transmembrane transport; myo-inositol transport. Gene Ontology annotation, cellular component: apical plasma membrane. The transcript has 4 exons.